Molecule: messenger RNA, 957 nt
Organism: Phascolarctos cinereus (koala)
Lineage: Eukaryota; Metazoa; Chordata; Mammalia; Diprotodontia; Phascolarctidae
Product: olfactory receptor 4F3/4F16/4F29-like
Biological process (GO): G protein-coupled receptor signaling pathway
Cellular component (GO): membrane
Molecular function (GO): G protein-coupled receptor activity; olfactory receptor activity
Source: RefSeq, a predicted model, not a curated record
GUAUCACUGAUCAAGACAAUGGACAGAAAAAAUCACCCUGUGGUGACUGAGUUUGUGUUCCUUGGACUUACCAAUUCUUGGUACAUGCAGCUUUUCAUCUUUCUAUUCUGUUCUGUGUUCUAUGUGGCAAGCAUGCUGGGAAACCUCCUAAUUGUGGUUACAGUGACUUCUGGCCCUUGUUUACACUCACCCAUGUACUUCCUGCUGGCCAACCUCUCCUUCAUAGAUCUUGGGGUUUCCUCUGUCACUUCCCCCAAGAGGAUAUGUGACCUUUUCAGAAAGCGCAAAGAAAUUUCAUUCUCUGGUUGCAUCACUCAGAUGUUCUUUAUUCACUUGAUUGGUGGCGUUGAGAUGGUGCUGCUUAUAGCCAUGGCCUGUGACAGAUAUAUUGCCAUAUGUAAGCCUCUCCAUUAUCUGACUAUUAUGAGUCCAAGAAUGUGCACUGUAUUCCUAGUGGCUGCCUGGACUAUUGGCCUCAUCCAGUCAGUGGUCCAGCUGGCUUUUGUUGUAAACUUACCCUUCUGUGGCCCUAAUGAAUUGGAUAGUUUUUACUGUGACCUCCCUCGGUUCAUCAAACUUGCCUGCGCAGACACAUAUAAACUGGAAUUCAUGGUCACUGCCAACAGUGGUUUCAUUUCCUUGGGCUCUUUCUUCAUCUUGGUCAUCUCCUACAUCUUUAUUCUGGUCACUGUUCAGAAACAUUCUUCAGGUGGUUCUUCCAAGGCUCUCUCCACUCUGUCAGCUCACAUCACAGUGGUGGUUUUGUUUUUUGGCCCCUUGAUCUUUUUCUAUACCUGGCCAUUCUCCACAUCACAUAUAGAUAAGUUUCUUGCCAUUUUUGAUGCAGUUCUUACACCUUUUCUCAAUCCAGUCAUUUAUACACUCAGAAACAAAGAGAUGAAGGUGGCAAUGAAGAAAGUGUGCAGUCAGCUUGCAAAUUUCAAGAAAAUAUCUUAA